Messenger RNA from Ostrea edulis (European flat oyster), 1380 nucleotides. RefSeq lists its product as uncharacterized. Bases 1 to 1380 code for a protein of 459 amino acids. The record is from RefSeq and is a predicted model, not a curated record. Lineage: Eukaryota; Metazoa; Mollusca; Bivalvia; Ostreida; Ostreidae. The transcript is spliced from 14 exons.
AUGACAAUAAAGAAGGAAGAAAUUGUUCAGGAGGUCGAAUUUAAGACGGGACGACAUCAAGGAUAUGUUAAAAGAUACUAUGUACCAAAGACCAUCAUAAAGAAGGUUCCAGUUCCUAUAAUCAAACGUGUUCCUGUUUAUAAAACCAUCAUCAAAAGAAUUCCUAUCAUCAAAAAAGUUCCUGUACCGAUAAUUCGUAAAGUUCCUGUAUACAGGAAGGUAGAAGUCGUUAAACAAGUACCGAAAGUUAUCAGAAAGACAGUUCAUGUACCAAGACCAGUUAAAGUUGAGGUCCCUGUGAGGGUCCCUUAUCCCGUGGAGGUCCCGGUGGAGGUUCCUGUCAAAGUCCCAGUUGAGAAACCAAUCCCAGUUCCUGUACCGGGAGGUGGUAAACCAGGCAUUCAAUUGCCAGGUGUGGACAUAGGUUUUAUUGACGGUCCAGGAGGCAAUUUUGAUCUUGGUGGAGGGCAUGGCGAUUUUGGACCGGGAGGUCCUGAUUUCGGAUUUGGCGGUCCUGGCGGGCUAGAUUUUGGAGGACCAGGCGAUAUGGGAGGACAUGAUAUCAACCUGGGUCUAGGAGGAGGCCCUGCAGGAGUGGUGGAUAAAGGACAUGGAGGUGGUGGCGGCGGCGGAGGAGGAGGAGGAGACAUUAAUAUUGGACUCGGUUUUGGAAUAGGCGAUGGCAUCGGAAAGGGAAGUGCAGGGAACGGCGCCGCCAUAGGUGUAGGUGGAGGCCCAGCAGGUGCGUGGAACGGACCAGGAGAUGGUCUAGCUCUUGGAGCAGGGGGUCCAGAUGGGGCAAUGGGAGUGGGUAUAGGUACCCCCGGGGGAAUGUCUAUUGGCGCUGGGUUCGGGAGACCAGACUCUGGUGGAGGGAUCGGAAUCACCUCAGGACUUCAUGGUGGGGGAGUAGGUAUUGGGGGCGGGAAUCAGGGAGGGGGUGGUGGGGCUUUGGGUGGAAAUGCUGGCGUUGGAUUUGGAUUAGGACAAGGAAAGAACGCCAUUGGACUUGGAAUGGGAUUAGAUCAAGUUGCAAAUACUGUCAUGAUUUCUGAUGCUGAUAACGUGCAUAUCGGAGGUGGAAUGGGUAAUGGAAAGAACAUAAUCGUCUCUGACGCUGAUAAUGUUGGUAUCGGAGGAGGAAUGGAGGGAGGAUUCGAUCCAUCAAUGGUUGCACCUGUCGCUAUAUUAGGCGUUCAAGACUCUGCUGGAGCUCCUUUCGGAGGCAACGGAUGGGAUAACGGUCAUGGAGGUUUUGAUAACGGUUUCAGCAAUGGACAUUUCGCCGGAGGUAAUGGGUUCGAUUCAUUAGAUAACGGUCUAGGUGCCAUUGUAGCCGGUGGAGCUGGACAAGCGCCCCUCAAAAAGGGUAAUCUUUAA